Molecule: messenger RNA, 1840 nt
Organism: Morone saxatilis (striped sea-bass)
Lineage: Eukaryota; Metazoa; Chordata; Actinopteri; Moronidae
Gene: wnt5a
Product: wingless-type MMTV integration site family, member 5a
Biological process (GO): multicellular organism development; cell fate commitment; canonical Wnt signaling pathway
Cellular component (GO): extracellular region
Molecular function (GO): frizzled binding; cytokine activity
Source: RefSeq, a predicted model, not a curated record
UUUAACUCCGGCGGAGGAACUGUCACAGUGUUUUUUGCUCAGUAUGGAAGGUAAAUUGACAAGUCGUUUGUGGCGAGGAUCACCGUGUGGAUCUUUCCGCAGGUAAAAACGCGCUAUGACCUGAGCGUGUUAGCGGCUGGAUUUAAUGUUCAUUGCAAGACUUUCCGUGUUUUUUUUUUUGGUUUGACAUAGUCUAGCUAUAAUCUGGAACAGUUUUUUUUACUUGGAUAGGGGAACAAAAAAGUAGGCCGCUUUCAAUUAGAAGAGAAUCGUUGGUCGUCCGUGUUCACCAAAACACCAAAUCUGAACAACUCUCUCAGCUGUAGCUUUUACGCGUUCUUCACCCCAACCAAGCACUUUCCAAGAAAUCCGGAUAAAACUACCAGACUUGUCUUCACUGCAGCGGAAAAGGAAAUCUUUAAUCCACCUGGCCUGCACUGGGAUUAUUGGUUUGGUAUCGUCUGCAGAAAGUGGAUUACAACUUCUAACGGGCUGUGCUCCUUGAUCAGCGGCAGUAUGAACCUGGGGCUGGGCUGUGUGUGUCGGCCGGUUUGCUGGCCCUUUGGCAGCGUGUUGGACUCCAGACACUGUGUCUUUGCCCUCACACUCCUCACACUCCUCAUGCAGGUGGUGGUGGAGGCCAACUCAUGGUGGUCUCUGGCCAUGAACCCUUUACUGAUCCCUGAGGCCUACAUCAUAGGUGCCCAGCCUCUGUGCAGCCAGCUGGUGGGCCUGUCGCAGGGCCAGAAGAAGCUGUGCCAGCUCUACCAGGACCACAUGCAGUACAUCGGUGAAGGUGCCAAGACAGGCAUCAGAGAGUGCCAGUACCAGUUCAGACAUCGGCGCUGGAACUGCAGCACAGUGGACAACUCCUCUGUUUUCGGACGGGUCAUGCAAAUAGGCAGCCGAGAAACGGCGUUCACUUAUGCCAUCAGCGCAGCAGGGGUGGUGAACGCGGUGAGCCGUGCCUGCAGAGAGGGGGAACUCUCCAGCUGUGGGUGCAGUCGUGCAGCUCGCCCCAAAGAUCUGCCACGAGACUGGCUGUGGGGUGGCUGCGGAGACAACCUCAACUACGGCUACAGGUUCUCCAAGGAGUUUGUUGACGCACGCGAGAGGGAAAAGAGCUACCCUAAAGGCUCAUAUGAGAGCGCCCGGCUGUUAAUGAAUCUUCACAAUAACGAGGCUGGAAGGAGGACGGUGUCAGACCUUGCCCACGUGUCCUGCAAGUGCCAUGGGGUGUCAGGCUCCUGCAGUCUGAAGACUUGCUGGCUGCAGCUGGCUGACUUUCGCAAGGUGGGCGAUGCGCUGAAGGAAAAGUACGACAGCGCUGCUGCCAUGAAGCUCAACACACGUGGGAAGUUGGUGCAGAUGCACAGCAAGUUCAACGCUCCCACGAGCCAUGACCUGGUGUACAUUGAGUCCAGUCCAGACUACUGCCUGAAGAACCAAAGCACAGGCUCCCUGGGCACAGUGGGGCGCCUUUGCAACAAGACCUCAGAGGGCAUGGAUGGGUGUGAGCUGAUGUGCUGCGGCCGCGGUUACGACCAGUACAAGGCCCAGAUAGUGGAGCGCUGCCACUGCAAGUUCCACUGGUGCUGCUACGUCAAGUGCAAGCGCUGCACCAAAAUCGUAGACCAAUUCGUCUGCAAGUGAGAAGAGGAGUGUUGCCUGUGUGUGUUUGCUUGCAGACGAUGGGCAUACAUCUGUGUGUAUUCACGAGCAGAGGAGCAAAGGAGUUGAACACAGAGAGAGAAUGGAAGAAAGAAACUAUAUAAAUUAUAUUUAUAGAGUUAAACAAUUAUGCCAUUGCAAAAAGACUGACUCUUUUUUUUUUUUUUUU